ACACCUCAUCGUAUUUGAUGAUCCAAUUACUAAGAAGCAAAAAGCAACAUGUAAUUAUUGUGGAAAGGUGUUAUGUGCUAAACCUAGGAGAAAUGAUGUUUGAAGGAUUAAGGGUUAGAGAAAUUUAUGCAUUAACUAUUGACAAUGCAUUAGCAAAUGAUGGACUUGUGAGGGUUUGGAAAAAUGUAGUGAACAAAUGGGGAACUACUAUUCUUGGUGGGAAAGACAUUCACAUGAGAUGUGCAACCCACAUCAUAAACCUAGUUGUUGGUGAGGGUACCAAAGAGAAAGAAAUGAACAAGUCUGUGAUUGCUAUUAGGGCUGUAGUCAAGUAUGUUAGGCAAAGUCCUAUGAGGUUAAAGAGUUUUAAGGAUGCUUAUGAGUGGGCAAAAAUUGAAUCCAAGAAGCUAUUGUGUUUGGACGUCCAAACAAGGUGGAAUUCACUUUAUUUGAUGAUGGACACUACUAAGAGGUUUGAGGAAGCUUUUGAGAAGUAUAAGAUAGAUUAUUUGGAGUAUUUAAUGUUAAAGAUGUACAGUCGUAAACUUGAUGGUAAACCUAAUAAUGAUGGGCCCUUUUAUGUUGUGAUGGUCAAACGUGAGAUGGGAAUGUUGUUUGAAGAAUACAAGAGGUUGAAUUCCUUUACUAUGAAAUUAAGUGACUGUCAAUCAUUUGAUGAACAAGGAAGCAGCUCUACCUCUACAACCAAUAUCCAAAGUGUGGCAAAUUCGAAAAAUAGAGUGCAAGCAUCCCAAGUGAGGUUUGAAUACAAGAAGUUUAAAGCUGUCAAUGGUAGAAGAGCAGAAAAAACAGAGCUGGAGAAGUACUUGGUAGAAGACCCUGAGGAUGAAUGAAGAUAUUGAUGUUUUUUAGCGAUGGAAGAUGAAUGAGUAUAGAUUUCCAACGUUAGCAACCAUGGCAAGAGAUGUCUCGGUAGUCCCAAUAUCUACUGUUGCUUCUGAAUCAUCAUUCAAUACUGGAGGCAGUGUCCUUGUUGCUUUUCAAUCAUCAUUGACUCCAAGAAUGGUACAAGCUCUCAUUUGUGCACAAGAUUGGUUGAGAGAUAAGGCUGU
Molecule: messenger RNA, 1073 nt
Organism: Rubroshorea leprosula
Lineage: Eukaryota; Viridiplantae; Streptophyta; Magnoliopsida; Malvales; Dipterocarpaceae
Source: the annotation of a GenBank genome assembly